Messenger RNA from Schistocerca nitens (vagrant locust), 602 nucleotides. RefSeq lists its product as uncharacterized. Lineage: Eukaryota; Metazoa; Arthropoda; Insecta; Orthoptera; Acrididae. The transcript is spliced from 2 exons. The record is from RefSeq and is a predicted model, not a curated record. Bases 7 to 405 code for a protein of 132 amino acids.
CUCACUAUGGUUCACAAAGGAGCUUAUUACUCCAGCAUUAAGCUGUUUAAUGCUCUCCCACCACACAUCAAAUGCCUUCACAAAAGAUUGCCAGCAUUCAAACAAACUCCCAAGGAGUACCUGAUAGAGAAAUCUUUUUAUACAGUUGAUGGAUACAUGAAAGAAAAUCUCAUGCUUCCCGAGCACGGAGUCCUGGGUUUGAUUCCCGGCGGGGUCAGGAAUUUUCAACUGCCCCGAGAUGACUGGGUGGUGAUGGGUUGUCUUCAUCAUCAUCUAUCUCCAUUACAGUCAGAGGAAGGAAACGGCAAACCACCUCCAUUAGGACCUGGCCUAGUACGGUGGUGCGGGUCUCUAUGCUCUGUCAAGAAGCUUGGGACUUCAUUUCCAUAUGAGAAUUUGAAGUAAAUUUUCUUUGCUGUCUUUUAAUAAAUGGUCUAAAUUAUACAUAGGACUCCUUUGGAAUUUGUAUUUAGCAUCAUUUAUGUUGGGGAAAAUAUGUCUGGCAUCUUUAGUUGCCACUGGGUACUUGAGUUGUUUUUCAGUUCUGAUGAUAAUUUACGGAUUGUGGAUGAAACAAUAAAUUUUCUUGAAGCAGAUUGAGA